This is a messenger RNA of Vicia faba (fava bean), 1008 nucleotides long. The record is from the annotation of a GenBank genome assembly. Lineage: Eukaryota; Viridiplantae; Streptophyta; Magnoliopsida; Fabales; Fabaceae.
AUGUCCCAUAAUAACUACUUGCCCCAUUUUCUUUCUUCAAUGACACACAACACACUCUAUAAUGAAUAUAAGGAUAGUACUAGUGGUGUUAGUUUUAAGUUUUGGAAUUGGAAGUGCACAACAACUAAUUAUGCACCUUACAGAAUUGACUUUCCUGGCGGACCAACUGGAAGGUUUUCUAAUGGAAAAACUUCUGUUGAUGUAAUUACUGAGAAAUUGGGAUUCAACGGUCACAUAUCUUUGUAUGCAUCGGCUAGAGGCCGAGACAUACUAAGAGGAGUCAAUUAUGCUUCGACAGCUGCUGGAAUUAGAGAGGAAACUGGACAACAAUUAGGAAAAAGAAUUAGUUUUAGAGGUCAAGUGGUAAAUUACCAAAGGACAAUGUCUCAGUUAGUAAAUAAUUUUGGAGAUGAGAAUACUACUGCAAAUUAUCUAAGCAAAUGCAUUUAUACAAUUGGAUUGGGAAGUAAUGAUUACCUUAACAACUAUUUCAUGCCUCAAAUCUAUUCUAGCAGUAGACAAUUCACACCACAACAGUAUGCUAAUGUUAUUCUUCAAGCAUAUGCUCAACAACUCAAGAUUCUAUAUAACUAUGGAGCAAGGAAAAUGGCAUUAUUUGGAGUUGGUCAAAUAGGUUGCAGUCCAAGUGAAUUGGCUCAAAACAACCCAGAUGGUAGAACAUGUGUAGCUAGAAUCAAUUCUGCAAAUCAGUUAUUCAACAAUGGAUUAAAAUCUCUUGUUGAUCAAUUCAAUAACCAAUUUCCUGAUGCAAGAUUCAUCUAUGUAAAUGUUUAUGGUAUUUUUGGAGACAUCAUAAACAACCCAUCAGCCUAUGGUUUCAGAGUAACAAAUGCUGGAUGUUAUGGUGUAGGAAGGGAAAAUUUGACUAGGAUAGUUUACGAAGAAAAGCGCAAGCUAAGGCUGGGAAAAGGAAAAAACAAAAUUGUAACAGAAUUUCUAAUUUCCCAUAACAGUCCAAACAUAAUUGUGACAGAAAUUUCCAACUAA